Molecule: messenger RNA, 3001 nt
Organism: Mugil cephalus (flathead mullet)
Lineage: Eukaryota; Metazoa; Chordata; Actinopteri; Mugiliformes; Mugilidae
Gene: tbccd1
Product: TBCC domain containing 1
Exons: 9
Coding region: 200-1975 (591 amino acids)
Biological process (GO): maintenance of Golgi location; maintenance of centrosome location
Cellular component (GO): spindle pole centrosome
Source: RefSeq, a predicted model, not a curated record
AACAGAUGACACUGGAGAGGAGGGCGCCAAAUAGGAAGCACGGCAGAUGUGUGUCCCACACUGACAACAAACUGCCUCCUCAACCACCGUAUCUGUACUGCUGUACUGUCACCCAUAAGGUCUUGAUUAGUCGAUCCCGUGCGGAAACCUGAUCCAGACAGAACAACCCCCUACCUGGACGAGGACGAAGCCCGAAAUCAUGGAGGCAGACAGCUUGAGCAUAUGGCCUCGUAUGGAGCCCUUCUUACUAGGUGCCCUGCAGGUGUCUCCAUCCUCCAAGCUCAGCCUGCAUUACCUUCGGAAGAUGGCAGUCUACGUGCGGACCCGGGACGGCUGCUUCCCUGUCCUGGGCUGGCCAAUGUGGAGACAUAUCGCCUGUGGAAAGCUACAGCUUCCAGAAGACCUUGCAUGGCUCUACUUCGAGACCUUUGACCUUUUGAUAGGACACACUCCAGAGAAGAGGCUGGAGUGGGCCGAGUGUCUUUCACAGUGUUCCUCCAAAAGUGAGCUGGACCAACAGAGGAGCAAGUUGUCUGUGGACACACUACAGUUCCUCCUCUUCCUCUACAUCCAGCAGCUGAACCGCGUGUCUCUGCGUACAUCUCUGAUUGGAGAAGAAUGGCCGAGCCAUCGAACUCGCUCACCCUCACCGUCAGACCGUGAGGCCAAGACAAGCUCUCAGAUAAAGAACUGGGAUGACCAGGCCCACUUGUCAUUUGUGCAAAGCCAUUUAAUGGAGAUUCUGGAGCUCCUGGUGGAGCCGGGCCAGCUGUCUCAGUCCGGACAGGCCCUCAGAGACGGUCAGAUAUCUCUGGAAGUGGUGCAGAGCCUCGACUUUCUGCUGGAGGGCUCAGUUUGUCCAGGUAAAGCCGUUCAGCCCGUCCACUGGCUGCUGACCAAAGGUCCACUCCAAACACAAGCUGGCUACUCCACACUGAGCCGCUCCUUCCCUCUGCACAAGCUCCACACCUGCCUCCAACACUGCCUCACUCUCAAUCCCUUUGGGUUCACCGCCUGCCUCCGCUCAGGCAAGAAACUGGCCUGGGCUCAACAAGUGGAAGGUGCCAUGAAGAGAGCCAAGAUAGCUAGGAACACUCACAUGGCUCCUCCCGGCAGUAAGAUGGUGCUGAUGUCCCAAGUCUUCAAACAGACUCUGGCUAAAACAUCAGACAAGCUGACGGGCGCCAACAUCAAAAUCCACAGAUGCUCCGAUGCCUUCAUAUACCUUCUGUCACCUCUCCGCUCCGUCAGUGUGGACAAAUGUCGUGACAGCACGCUGGUACUUGGUCCUGUUGAGACCAGCGUCCACAUCCACGGCUGCCAGAACGUACGGGUGGUGUGUGUUGCUGGCAGGAUCGCUAUCGGCGCCUCGUCGCGCUGCACCCUCCACAUCCUGACACCCACUCGCCCUCUGCUCCUGCCUGGAAACACAGACGUCACCCUGGCUCCCUUCCACACCUUCUACCCAUCCCUGGAGGAUCACAUGGCCACUGUGGGGCUGGCGGUCGUCCCCAACGCCUGGGACCAGCCAUUGCUUCUGGGCACCGAAGGCCUUGCCAACCCCUCUCUCAAUGCAUCGGCCAUCUCAGACCCUGCCGCCUGCUAUCGCCUGCUGCCUCCAUCAGAGUUUCACACCCUGGUGGUGCCUUUCCAGAUGGAGGGAGACACCUGUGAGGUGCCUGGUGGACUUCCCCCUCCAUACCAGGCAGCGCUAGAUGAAAAACAGAAGCGGAUCCAGAACUGGCAGAAGACUGUGAUGGAGGCCCGGCUGAACAAGGAGCAGAAGCGUCAGUUCCAGGAGUUGGUGGAGCUCAAGUUCCACGAAUGGCUCCUGGAAACAGGACAUAGGCAGGAACUUGACAGCUUGAUUCCACAGACGAUCGCCUCCGUGGAGGUGACAGACAGCGUCCAAGUUAACAACACCAAGCAUGUUAGGGCUGGACGGGUGGUGGGUCAGUCACCUAUGGCCUGUUGAGCUGUUGGGUCAGGAUGAUUGAACUAGACUUUCUGUAAAGUUGUUAAAGUUUGCUCAGCCAGCUUUUAGAGCAACUUAAAGUUAGGUCAGGCUUUACAGUUCUUCUUAAAAACAGGCAGCUGAGUUCUUCCUACGUCUAAGGUAAACAAGGAGUGGAUUGGCAUGUUGUAGAGCAACAUACUCAAGUGUCACUGUGCAGUUCAAUAAACACAGGUGGCGCAGGUGUAGGCUUUGAAAAGGGACGUAAACAGGUAGCGAGUGAAAAAAAGGAACAAUGAUAUGUCAACAUUUUUCAUUUUGAAGAGAGAAGUGGAGACUUGUGGAAACAAAACACAGUCUGAGACAUUUAAGGGAUUUGAUUCAUGAUCCUUUAUGUAAAAUAUUCCAGUAAAUGAAGCGGAUGUACGUUUAAAGAUGGAGAAUAACAAGUAAAUUUAGCACUUUAGGUGUAGAGGACAUGUUACUGAAGCUCAGGUCAUAAUAAAACAUUACUAAGUAACAUUAAUAAACAUUGUUAAUAUCUAUCAAGGGUUCCAUCAUGGAGGUAAAGGAAGGGGCAUUAAAGUAAUUUAUGUGUGAUGACGUCAUUCAAACACAGAAUAAGUCGGCGCUGGUGCUCGUACCUGACGUUGCUUUCGGAUUCAUUCUGGACUUUUAACUGACGUGCCAGUUUCUAAACGUGUUUUUUUUUUUUGUAUUGGUAUUAUUAUUACAUAUAUAUUUUUUGCCUCCCGAACAAGUUUUAGUAUUUAAUUACCUUCAAGUGUACUUCAGGCUGUCUGCUUCCUCUUUGCACAUUUGCAUUACAACAUGUUCCACAACAUUACAAACAACUGAGCUGCUGUACGUCUUCAAGGCAGCAUUGAUUUUUUAUUUAUUUUUUUUUUUGCAGGAUGAAUGUGGACUUUAAAAUAGUACUGUAAAAGUAUUUACACUGUAAAAAAUCCUAACAUUCCUGUUAAUCUGAGCACAAAAUGAAGUUUGAUUGUUAAAAUGGAAAAUAAUAAAUGUUUUGACUAAAAACAA